GCUCGCUCUGCUGCCGCCUCUGCUCCGGCCAAUGUGACUUGCGGCGGAAGGGUGCAGGAUGGUGGCGAGGUGCGGGAACGCUGACGUCGGCGGAGGAUUCCGGCUGUGGCCGAUCUUCUCAGCUGCUUCGCUGCGGAGGAAGAUUCUUGAGGUUCUGACUUGCGGCGGCGGUGGAGGGGGUUCUUGCCGCAGCAGGAGUCAGUUCAGGUCGCCGCAGCCGAGGCCAAGGCCGAGGUCUGACCGGCUGGCGGAGCUGCUCAGGGCGGAGCCGUCGGAGUGCGGUGAUGAAGAGGCUCAGGCUGACGCGGCCGUCAAGAAGGCGGAGGCGCUGGAGGAGCUGAAGGUUGUUGUCAGCGCGCUUCAGGCUGGCGAUGGGGACAAUGCCGACGGCGGUGACAUGGGCCGCGUCGAGGCGGCUACGGUUGUGAGGAGGAAGGCGAGGGACGACGCCGGCGCGAGGGAGAUGCUCGCGAUGCUCGGCGCCAUCCCGCCGCUCGUCGCGAUGCUCGACGAGAGCGGCGGCGGCGGCGAGGAGAUGGUGGCCGCCGCCCUGUACGCGUUGCUCAACUUGGGCAUCGGCAACGACACGAACAAGGCGGCGAUCGUGCAGGCCGGCGCCGUGCACAAGAUGCUCCGCAUCGCGGAGGGCGCGUCCGGCGAUUUGACGGAGGCGCUCGUCGCGAACUUCCUCUGCCUGAGCGCGCUCGACGCGAACAAGCCCAUCAUCGGCGCGUCCGGCGCCGCCCCGUUCCUCGUCGGCGCGUUCGAGGCCGCGCCGACGGAGCAGGCGCGGCACGACGCCCUGCGCGCGCUCCUGAACCUCUCCAUCGCGGCGGGCAACGCGCCGCACCUGCUGGCCGCGGGGCUGGCGCCGUCGCUCGUCGCCGCAGUGGGCGACACGCCGGCGGAGGCGGACCGCGCGCUCGCCGCGCUCUGCAACCUCGUGGCGGCGUGCCCCGAGGCCCGCCGCGCGGUGGGCCGCGCCCCCGACGCGGUCCCCGUCCUCGUCGACGUGCUCAACUGGUCCGACGAGCCGGGGUGCCAGGAGAAGGCCGCGUACGUCCUCAUGGUCCUUGCCCACCGGAGCUACGCCGACCGCGCGGCCAUGGCGGAGGCCGGCGCCACCUCCGCGCUCCUGGAGCUCACGCUCGUCGGCACCGCGCUGGCGCAGAAGCGCGCGUCGCGGAUCCUCGAGAUCCUCCGGGCCGACAAGGGCAAGCAGGUCGCCGACGCCUCCGGCAUCGUCGCGACAAUGUCAGCCCCGCUGGAGCGCGGCGGCGGCACCCACCAAGAAGACCCCGACGCCGGCAUGAGCAACGAGAAGCGCGCCGUGCGGCAGCUGGUCCAGCAGAGCCUCCAGAGCAACAUGCGGCGGAUCGUGCGCCGCGCCCGCCUCCCGCAGGACCUCGCGCCGCCGUCGUCGGAGAAACUCAAGGCCCUCACCGCCUCCUCCACCUCCAAGAGCCUACCUUUCUGAACCCCCAUCCAUUCCAUCACACCAAACUCAGGAGAUGGGGAGGAGGAGGAGACUUUUGGAAACUUUGCUAGCUGCAUCCAUUGCAUUGGAGACCGGGAAUCACUUUGGUGCCAGUGGAAGCUGUGAUGAGAAGAGAUGGGCUAAAAAUUUUGUUUAAUCAUGCAGCUGCUCACUCCUUUUCUUGUGCCUGCUAAUGGAGCCCACGUGCUUGGAUGCAGUCGUCGUCGUCGUCGACAGAUUGCGCGCUCGAGCCUGAGAUGAUGUUCUCUUCCCCUAAUCGCUUUCGUUCUCGUUAAUUUGCGUUGGUUUUGUUCUUCAUUUUGUAUAUGGAGUAGUUCUCAUAGCAUUAGUGAUACUACUACACCUACAUUGGUCAGUACUGUCAGUUGUGGUUGUCCUUUAGGUGUGCUUGCACAUGAUUUUCAUUGGAGAGUGUAUUAGGGUAGAGAGAGAGAGAGAUUUAAUUAGAGUAGAAAAUUUAAAGGAUGUAGAAUUUUAUAUGUUUAUGCCGGUUCGUUCGAUCGUCAUUUCAACCUUUGCCGGCGUCAGAUGGUCCACAGCUCCACAUGCUUCAGCUAAGCUUCUUUUACAUGUUCUCAACUGCUAACCUAGCUUCAAUAUUGUAAACCGUACUAAAGAGUAGUAGAACACUUGUGCGUCUGGUUGAGAUUAAAGGCCUUUAAAUCGAUUUGGUUACUGUCACAUGGGGCUAGGGUAC
Oryza brachyantha (malo sina) is the source of this 2195-nucleotide messenger RNA. RefSeq names its product U-box domain-containing protein 7. The record is from RefSeq and is a predicted model, not a curated record. The transcript has 3 exons. Gene Ontology annotation, molecular function: protein binding. Bases 59 to 1477 code for a protein of 472 amino acids. NCBI's taxonomy places the organism in Eukaryota, Viridiplantae, Streptophyta, Magnoliopsida, Poales, Poaceae.